AUGCGAUCUCCAUUAAGUGAGUACCUGUUCCUGCCAUGGCUGGGCGCGACUCUCCGCGGUCUACUCGUCCGACAGGCUCCAACCGCUGGAGCCCUGCUAUACACUAUGGCAGUUAUCAAUGGCAACGUCAACCCACUUUUCCUCACUGCGUUUUCGUUUUUGUUUUUGUUGGAAGCUCGAUUGUGGUUAGAAAUUGCUCGCCUGGUCCGCUCGAGAUGGGAGCAACGGGAGUACAACGCUGCCUCACUUGACUCAGAGUAUGAAGUGGAGACUCUGUGGAGCAAUGACGACGUCCAAAGCAUUGAAAUGCGCAACACAGUCUAUUGA
Arctia plantaginis is the source of this 327-nucleotide messenger RNA. The record is from the annotation of a GenBank genome assembly. Lineage: Eukaryota; Metazoa; Arthropoda; Insecta; Lepidoptera; Erebidae.